AUGCAGAUUAACAGCUCUAAUUUGAGAUUUGAUGCUUAUGUCGAUAACCCUAGAGGCGGCGCAUUGUUGACCUUGAACCAAGGCGUUGCACGUAACGAUGGACACAUCAACGCCCCUGAGAAAGGCCCUUUACCGCGGGGCUUUUCAUCAAAGACGUGCGAUAAGUGCUACUUGCGCAAAAUAAGAUGCGAUCGCCAGCGGCCCCGCUGCUCUUACUGCAUUACAAAUGGCAUCGAGUGUACAUAUGCCGCUCCGAGUCGUCCGUCUCGGCCACGAAAUCGACCCCGGAAGCGACCGGCCGCAACCAACACCAUCGAGACCCUUUCAGGCAUAGCCAACUUGCAUGCGUUUGUGGAGCAGUUACAAGCCCAAGUGGCUGACUUGACCCAGCGCCUUGAGAAUACCAAAGAUAGUCCGGCUGCGCUCCGACACCAAGAGCAGCUGCAGACUCUAGCACCGUCCGUCGCAGCGCAGUCAAAGAAGUCUACGCCUUCGCCGGCCGCGCCGCCCAUAUCCGCAGGCAUGAGCGCGCUAUAUCGUAUGGAUACCCGCGUGCCUGGUUCGGAUGCCGCCACCAUGGAUUUGCCGCCAUAUCGAGAGGUUAUGCUCGCUAUCCGCGUCUUUCUUGACAGCUUCAAUGCUGUGAUGCCCCUAUUCGAGCCCAAGAACUUGGUCAAACUGGUCAAUGACUGGUACGCCGCCCCACAGCAGCGAGAUCCGGUAUCAUGGGCCGCCAUCAACGUCGUAUUGGCUUUGGCCUACAAGCAAAACCUAGCUGGUAGCUACGGUCUUACCGGUGGCGAAGACCUUGCCUUCUUCCAUCUAAGCAGAGCCCAGUCAGUCAUCUCGGCAGUGAUUCUCGGCGAUACGGUGCUGCUCAAUGUCCAAGUCCUCUUGGCCAUGAUCAUCCUGCUCCAGGCAUCCAAGGACCUGAAACCGUCCCUGAUCCUCAUCGCCACGGCGAUGCGUCUAGCUCAUGAACUUGGGUUGCAUUCUCGUGCUUCAACGAGCAACCUCGACCCUGUUACUGCCAGGCAGCACUCUUAUGUUUUCUUCAUUGCUUAUAUUCUCGACAAAGAUUUGAGCAUGCGCGCCCGGCAGCCAUCUAUCCAACACGACGACGAUAUUGAUAUCGAUAUGCCUACGCCUGCAGCUAGUCAUGAUAAUCCUUUGACCGACGGUGGUCAAGCCGAUCACGACGCGCUCGACAUUAUCCCUGGUGUAGUAACCACGCUCACUGGAGACGCCAGUGUAAAUUACUUUCUUGCUCGCAUCCGGCUCGCUAGCAUUCAGGGGGGGAUCUACGACUAUCUCUACUCGGCGCGGUCCCAGAGUCGUAGCACAGCGGAGCGCGCAGUUGCACACGAAAGCCUCGUUCAAGCGCUUGAGCAAUGGCAGUUGUCCAUCCCUCCUGAGUUUGCCGCGGCCCUAGCUCCCCAGAGCCUAUCACCCACAGUCCUCCCUUUCUUCUGCAUUCUACAUGCUACCAGCUUUGCCUGUGUGACCAUGAUAAACCAGGCGCAUGCAUGGGAUGAGCAGUGGGUGAAGAGCCUGCGCAAGGCUUGCAAGGAGUCGGGCAGGUUGCCGUUACCGUCGCGCUGGGAGUCCUUGGUACAAGAUGCCUGUGAUUUCCUGAACCUUUUUGAAGCUGUUCCCAGAGGCUAUGGCUUGGUAUGUUUUGAGCUGGGCAAUCUCUCACGGGCUGAAAUCGGAUAG
Thyridium curvatum is the source of this 1716-nucleotide messenger RNA. RefSeq lists its product as uncharacterized. The coding region runs from base 1 to 1716 and encodes 571 amino acids. The transcript is spliced from 3 exons. Lineage: Eukaryota; Fungi; Ascomycota; Sordariomycetes; Thyridiales; Thyridiaceae. Gene Ontology annotation, molecular function: DNA binding; zinc ion binding; DNA-binding transcription factor activity, RNA polymerase II-specific. The record is from RefSeq and is a predicted model, not a curated record. Gene Ontology annotation, biological process: regulation of DNA-templated transcription; DNA-templated transcription.